Molecule: messenger RNA, 580 nt
Organism: Dothidotthia symphoricarpi CBS 119687
Lineage: Eukaryota; Fungi; Ascomycota; Dothideomycetes; Pleosporales; Dothidotthiaceae
Exons: 1
Coding region: 146-355 (69 amino acids)
Source: RefSeq, a predicted model, not a curated record
UGUGGCUACGCAAUCUUUUCUACUGAGCUUCUGCAAUGUAUAUGCAUGUCCUUUCCCUCGUACUCGACUCUCCAUGCCCGCGCGGCGCGCGUUCCACACGUGAGAAAAGCUAGCGCGAGAUCUAGGUAGCCGAGAACCCUCGUUCAUGCAGAAACGCGGGCGCGUGGCUCAAGCUCAAAGCUCAAGCUCCCCCGACCUCUCACUACCUACCUACCACCACGCCAUCUAUCUGUUCGUCCACCAACAAGGCAAAACUGCCAGCACGCGAAUUGCGCAUCAAUUGCUACUGUCGUUUCUCUCUCUUCCCGCGUGGUUCACCCUAGUCCCCGCGUUUCAAGCUCAUCGCGUCGCGUAGCUAGCUAGCUAGCUGGGCUGCUUGUGAGGCUUCGAUAUACUUGCAUAGCUUUACGCGCUUUCUUUAGCACCGCUAUCGCUAAUACUACGUACGACUACGACUACGACUACCGCGCAAUCAUUAUGGCGGACACGGGAAACCAGACGCCUGUGGCGGAGACGCCGGUCGAUGAUGUGGAGAUGGGGGACGGGGCGGGCGAUGCGACGGCGGGCGCGGCUGAGGAGG